Messenger RNA from Kalmanozyma brasiliensis GHG001, 3336 nucleotides. Its product is annotated as Protein kinase-like domain protein. The transcript has a single exon. Gene Ontology annotation, molecular function: choline kinase activity; ethanolamine kinase activity. NCBI's taxonomy places the organism in Eukaryota, Fungi, Basidiomycota, Ustilaginomycetes, Ustilaginales. Gene Ontology annotation, cellular component: cytoplasm. Gene Ontology annotation, biological process: phosphatidylcholine biosynthetic process; phosphatidylethanolamine biosynthetic process. The record is from RefSeq and is a predicted model, not a curated record. The coding region runs from base 1 to 3336 and encodes 1111 amino acids.
AUGCAGCACCAGCAAGGCGGCUAUCGCCCUGCUGCGGAAAGGUUUCGAUUCAACGAGACCGAGGCCGCAUCACCCGCCUUCGAUCCGCUGCGCUCUCCCUCGCCGUCACCCUCUCCUGCUCUCUCAGCGUACUCGUACUCCUCCACCUCGAGCGCCGACGACUACUCCGAUCACGAGCAGGACCCAGACCUCGCUUCAUUGUCUCUCGAGGCGAUAGAUGAGCCGCAAUACCAACUCGCAGAUGGAGCCAUCGCGCCGCGAGACCGUCAUCUUUUCGCACAUGGUCUCACCAAUGCCGACCUCGAUCCUCGCCAAUCAGGCAUCCCAAGUGGUGCCGCCACUCCCGUAGCUUCGCAGUCUUCAUCGACCAAAGCACUCAAGCAAACCUCCCGCGCAUCAUCCUCGUCGCCCACCGGUGCCAACCUAUCGGCAUUCUCUUCUCUCUAUCGCAGCUUUUCGCCACAGCAACACACUCCAGAGGGUUCGGCAUCGCCUUCACACGACGCAUCUCCGUUCGCAGAUGUCCCAGACAGCCUCGAGGAAAAGCGACUCCCAUCAGAUUCGGAGGAAGAGCAAGUCGAGCGCGAUGCUGAAGUGGACGCCGAAGCUGAUGGCUUCGAUGCGACUGACGUCGACGAAGAGGACAUGCAUGCCGACGGGAUUCCAGCUGCGAGAGGUUGGCGUCUCGACGCACGUCAAGCCGACACUGAGCAGUUUCGCGCAAAGGUGCUCGAGCUCUUUUCCCAACAGCUGCGCCUCUUUGGCUGGACAGAGGAGACAGUCGACGCUUCAGUGUCGCCUCUCGACCCUAGUCAAGUCAAGUUGAAGCGCAUCAGCGGCGCUCUCACCAACGCCGUCUUCUUUGCAAGUUAUCAGCCACCCGACACUGCUCGCAGCAUCGCGGCUCUACCUCCGACCGUCCUGCUUCGUGUCUAUGGCGCCAGCUCAGAAGCGCUUCUUUCUCGACGCGCCGAGCUGCUCAUCCUCCAUACGCUGUCGAGCCUCUACGAGAUCGGCCCACACAUCCUCGGCACUUUUGCCAACGGCCGCGUCGAAGAGUUUUACGACUGCGACCCCAUCAACAAGGACGGCAUGCGCGACUUUGGCGAUCGCGAGGCGUACAUGCUUCCAGCUGGCAGUCUCGUCGUCAAGGGCCGCGAGGGUCGCGCACACUGGGUAGCGCGACGAAUGAACGAGCUCCACUCGGUCCCCCUUGAGGUCAUGCAAACCGUGCUCGAGCAGGGCAAUCUGCGUGGGCCCAGUCAGAAGGGCUUUGGACGAGGUAUCGAGAACCACAUCAUGGCCUGCUCGCAUCGUCCUCGUCGCAAAACGACUCGUCAGCGCUUCCCGUCAGGCCUACCAGACAAAGACGUCGCCUCGCCUCAUGCAUACGGCCUCGAUAACCGCGGUCUGAUGCGCGAGAGCCCCGCGCCGAUGGGGCCCAAUGAGCCUUCCCUGGCCGGCAGCAUGGAUAGCUACCGAGGCUACGCAUUCUCGCACCGCAACAGCUCGGCCGUCUCGCUCGACUCGCUCGCCACCAGCUACAACUCGCAAUCCAGCUUCUUUGGUGACAGCCCAGCCAUGACAGGUGUCACCAGCCCAUCCCUGUCCGGCUCAUCAGGCACCGAUACCCCCAACUCGUACUUCCCACCCGUCACCAACGGUCCCAUGAGCCCGCUCGCAUUGGGACCGCAGGGACGAUCUUCGCACAAGCAGUCCUCCUCGCGAGGCCCUUACCCCGGCGUGUGGCGUCGACUCAAGAGAUGGUUGCGCGAAGCAGCCAAAGUGAUCGAGCUGGUCGAUCGCUUCGCAAAGACGGAGAGCGGCGCCAAGGCAAUCGCCAUGUGCUUCUCGGAUCAUCCAUCCAUCCGCCAGGAAUUGCAAGCCGACCCAAAUGCGCUUUCGACGGCAAACAUCGGCCCCACGCCUGGUAAUCUUCGCAACUCGCUUCGUGCCAUCCGCGCCCUUGACUUCGUGUCAUUGUACCGCGACGUUGAGGAUUUCAAACGAUUCGUCAGAAAGUGGGAACGCCGAGAGGGGCCUUCCCGACGUGUUUUUGCGCACAACGACGCUCAGUACGGUAACUUGCUCGCCAUCAAGCAUUUCAACGCGCCCGCCGCAUCACGUUCCACGCAACCAGAGCAGAGAUUGCGAGAUGCCAAGUCUCCCUCCGUGGAAACGCCCUCCAUUCCAGCCGGCAUGCCCCGUCUAUCGUCGCACGACAGCAGACGCGAGAGCACCGCGUCAAUUCCAGGCUCGCAGAGUCCCGUCUUCGCACGAUCCAAGAGCCGCAGUCGUGUCAACUUCAAGAAGCCGCCGCCGCUCCACCACCGCAUUGUCGUCAUCGACUUCGAGUACGCCAGUCCCAAUCCGCGCGGCUAUGACAUUGCCAACCACUUCCAGGAAUGGCGUGCAGACUAUCACCACGAGACGCUCUCCUGGUCCCUCACGCACCACGGCAGCUAUCCGGAUGAGCAGCAGCGCCGCAAGUGGCUCCGCGCAUAUGUGGAGCAAGGUCGACUCCUUCGCAUGGGUGGUCGUGCGUCUAAGGGCGGACCUGUCAGUUCUGACGUUCCCGGCGACAUCUCGCUGCCUCCCCCCGUCACCACGCUCCAGUAUCCGUCGGCAGACACGGAGAUGAAGGGACCCAUCACGGUAGAGAGGCCGAGUGCGCCGGUCACCCCUGGAACGGGCGCAGCCCAAGUCGCAGCGCUGGAAAAGUCAUUGGGCGAACGGAAGCGACCGACCGUGUCGCAGAACAGCUCGAACGCGUCUUCAACAUUGCGAAGAGGCUCUUUGUCGAGUCUGUCGUCCAACGACAGCGAAAGCAUGCAGAGCAGGGUCUUGGGAAGGAAAGGCAGCAUCGAAUCGAUCUCCUCUUCUUCGUGGCAGGCGCCUCCUUCAGCUGUGGCGCGAGCUGUGCCCCCAUCUGCUCCUGGCACACCCGCGAGCUGCCUCGGCAUCGCUUCGCCUUCUUUGGAAGGCUCGGCAUCGCCUCAAGUGCUGGCGCUCGCCUCUCUGGACGCGAGCAUCGAGAAGGAAGUGGACCGUCUCGAGCGCGAGGUCCAUCUCUGGAGUCCAGCAACGCAUGCCGUCUGGGGCCUGUGGGGCAUCGUGUUCGCACGAGAAGAGCUCGAAUCCGUGCUCACCCGAGCCAAGGCCGAAGCAGAGGGUCAGCCGGUCGAAGAAACCGUGCUUUCGGAUGUCAGCACCAAGCUCGUCCCCUCGGCCGCGUGCGCCGAGAGCUUCGACUAUCUGCGCUAUGCGCUUGGCCGCAUCGAGCUGUUCCAGCAGGAGUUUCAACAGCUCAAGGAGCUUGGCAUCGACGCUAUCUGA